UCCAGUUCUUGGCAAUUGUAAAUAAAGCUGCAAUGGACAUUCUUCUACAAGACUUUUUGUGUAUGCAAGUUUUAAUUUAUUUUGGAUAAAAACCUAGGAGUAGAACAGCUGAGUUGUAUGGUAAGUGUAUGUUUAACGUCAUUAGACACUGUCUAUGGGCCUUUUAAUCUGAUAUCUACUGUUUUCUAUUCUGGGAAAAUGUUCUGUUAUUUAGUAUUUCAUCUUUUUCAUCCUAAAACGUUAUCUUUUAGGACUCCUAUUGAGAUGUUAGUGUGUCUUUAUUGUUCAUAGCUCUUAGCUUUUCAUUUGCUAACUUUCCUCCUUUUGUCUGGGCAUUUCCUCAAUUUGAUCUCCAUUUUGCUCUAUUUCCCCUGUUGUGUCUUCAACAGCUGUUUUUCAUGCCUAAUAUCUCCACUUGGUUCCUUUUUUAUGUUGUUACUCUCAUUUCCUAUUGCUAAUACCAUGGCUUCUCUCUUUAAAUGUAUUUAAUAGACUAAUUGAAGGUUUUGGUCCCUGUGCUACUAUAUCUGCUUCUGAUGAAACCUGUAAUCCAGUGUCUUUUUAAUCGUUAUGCUCACAGAAUUGCUUACCACGUUGUCCCGUGAGCUCAUUUCCCUUGGUAUCAGCCACUCCAUCAGUUGUUAUGCGAACAGGUGAGGACCAGAUCCCUGUCCCCAUAGACCCUACUGAGAUCAGGGGUUGGGGGAUGGAUUUUGGGAUGGGGACGUUGAGGCAUUAAAGAGCCAGUCAAUGACUCCUGACCCCCGCAAGAACACUCCUUGGAGUGUGGUUCACCAGCCCAAGGCUUUGAGGAAGCAGGUGGAGAAACACGUGCUUGAGGUAAGAUAGUCUCAGCUACCCACAAGCAUAGGCUACUGCCGUGCCUCGAUUCCACUCCUCAGGAAGCCUGAGCCGGCGUCUGGACCACUGCAGCGAUGGGGACACUGUUCCGAGACAAAGGCAGGGGAGGAGGAGAAACAAACUCCAGAAGUUCUUUUUUCUAUUCUAUGCAUAUAGCUGAGGUGCGCUGGCUGCUGUCCCAGCCACCCAGCCCAGCUCGCCAGACUCCGGGGAAGGCGGCCCGCCUGGAUAACGGGGGAACCGGUUCCGACAUCUCGGUUACCUAGGAGACGCGGCGGGGCCGCGCAGCCUUCCGGGACCUGUAGUCCGGCAGUCCGGCCCUGCUCUUGCUGGUCCCGGAGGACCGCGAGCAUCGGACUACAAUCCCAGCAGGCACCGCGGCGCGCCCCGGCGGGGCGCGGGCCUGGGAGAGCGGAGGCCCGUUGCCGCUCCUCUGUUUUCGCCGCGUACAGCAGCCCCGUCGGGGACUCGUUCCCGGAGCCGCUGUCGCUCCCGGGCGGCGCCCUUGGCUGUCAGAACCGGGCCGUGCACGUACUCCAUGGACACGGACGUGAGUCGCCGCUCCGGGACCGACCAGGUGGGCGGCCCUCUGCGAAGCCCUAGGGAGGUGGAGUCAUUGCCUGCCUUGAAGGGCCACACAGGAGGCGUCCCAGGGAGCGGGCUCGACCAACCGGUGGGGAGCAACGAGGACCUGUGGGAGCGGAGCGCAUUUCCUCAGAUGCUGGAGUUCAGCUGAAUAUUUCCUCUCACCCAUGUGAUAAAAGACCUAUAGUUUUGGAGUGAUGGACCAGGAUCAAAGUUCUUUCACCUUUUGGUUCUUGUUUCUAAUGGACUGCCCACUUCAUUUAUGCUUGCCUUAUGCAGGAGUUCAACGAGUUGGACAAACAACAGGCUUAAUGGGAUCUAAGCCGUCAGAAGCACCCACAGAUGUCAUCCAGCAGCCCAAACUGUUCACUAAGGAAACACUGAUUCUGCAUAGACCUGCCCUUAUGCAAGUGAUUAUCAGCAUUGCCCUGACGUGGGGAAUCACUAUUUCCUAUGUGAUACAUCGGCGGGUACAGGCCGAAGAAAGGCAAAAACUCGUGUCGCUUUAUAAAAAUGUCAGGAUACCAUUGUCGGGAGACGAAGAGGAGGGCUCCGGGGGUGAGGCCGGGGUGUCCACUUACCUGCUUCCAGAGAACGGGGCGGGGCUGGAGAAGCUCGUUCCUGCGGGCAAAGGGCCGGCCAGCGAGUCUCGUCGGCCCCAGAGUCACCUGAACCCCGGGCCGCAGGGUUCGGCGUCCAGAGGCAAAGCUGAGCGGAGUUGGUGGGUUUGAGUUGGGAAAGGUGAGUAUCACGCCUAGAGAAAUAAACUUCCCGUCGAAGUACCCAGAGGGGCGAAUGGCCGUCGGGUUGCCAGGUUCCUCCUGCAGGGCGAUUCCAGGCGUGAGAACAGAGGUCUGGACACUAAACGUCCCCCUCCGGCGCGCCCAGCCCUGCGGCCGAGUCCCGAGCAAGAUCGCUAGUCCCAGGUCCGAGACCCUGUAAGAGAGAUGCCCGCCAUGCCAGCGGAUCCUUGUAGGGCGGGGGGUGGGGGGGCGAUAUACGUGCUCACCUAAACCUCAUUUUGUAGUUCUGAGACUCGGGUACCUGCUCAAAAAAAUUCAAAGGCAAAACUGUAGAGCGGCAGCUUCUGUCGGCCGCACUGACCGAGCCCGCGUGGGUGUCCUGCGCAAACCGCACGGGGACCUCAGACAGGGCCCACGGCCAGGGGCAGAGGGGGGCCGGCGCCUGCUCGGGCCCCCGGCCCCGGCAAAGGAAGCAGGGUCUUCACUGUCUUUUCGUUACAUCGAAUUAGAACUUUUUUAUAUUCUUUCCCUCCCUGCCCCUGCCUCAUGCUUUUACAAAGCUUGAAUACAGAAAGUGUGAGAAUAAUUUUAAAAUUCAGUUUUCACUGUCCUUAUCAGACAAAUAACAUUCAUUGUAUCCUGAAAAUCCCACUAUUUAUGCCUUUCUUUUUCCAUACUUUUCACCCUUUGAAGAAUUGGAUAUUCUUUUCGUCUUUAUCUCCCAGCUCUAAUCAUUUCCCUUUUAUUACCACUAACUUUAUUAAUAUAAAACUUUCCAGGAAAGGAAAAACUACCACUGAAUAGAAAACUCUUCCAUUUAUGAAAACUGAUCUAAUCAAAAUUAGAUUUGAAAAUUACUUUGGCUUUGUUAAUUUUAAAAAUUAACAAUGAAUAAGAGUCCAAUAUAUUUAAACAUAAAACAUGUAACUGAUUUGUCUAAAUAGCAUUUUAAGCCAAUAGUGUUUAGGUGGCAUGGAUGCUAUGAAUAACAACCAUGUCUGAAUACAUUUCUUAUAGCUAAUAAAUUCAAUGACAAUGCUAUCUCUACAUGAAAUCUGUUUCUUUUUAUGGAGAAUCUCUUAUGCCCAACUUAACUGGGAUAUGCUGGUCUUUUUUAAGGCUUUUAAUUUGAUGUGUUAAUAUUCUCCAGAGGCUCCAAGUUUUCAUAGUGAAUUGUCUCCAUUGAAUGAGACUCCAUUACUUGGGAAUGUGGAGUCUUUUAAUGACAAAACAAAACGAUGAGCUUUAAAAAUUUGCCAAUUCAAGAACUUCCGAAUUAUCCUUGGUGCACCAAGGAUUUUUUUUUCAAAGAAAAUACUUCACUGAGAUCUUCACUUUUUCCACCAUCCAGUAUUUCUGCUGCCACCUUUGAAUCACUACUAGUCAUAGUUAAUGGAUUUCUUUUAAGAAAUAUCUUCUAAUUUGGGUAUAAUUGACAUGUAAUUGGUAUAUAGCAUAUUAGUUUCAGGUGUACGACAUGAUGAUUCCAUAUUUGUAUACACUGUGAACUAAUUACAAGCCUAGUUUCUAAUUUUAAGUAACAUCUCACCUUACAUAGUUACAAGAAUCAAUAGCUUUCUGUAAUUUGUAUUUUACAACUGUUUUUCUGAGGUAAUAUCAAAUCUUCAUGCAGUACAAUACCUGUAAUCACAGGGGAAAUGAUAAUCAAUUCCCAAGGAGGUGAGAUCCUGGAUUUAAGAUACCCCUAUAUUUUGUGAAUCAGAGCAAACAGGCUCCACCAACCUGCAGAUGUUAUUCUUUAUCAAAUUAGCAUUACAUUCACUGUUAUGUUUUUAAGAUCAAUGUCAGGUCCUAAAAGGAAUCAAAUAAAAGAAGACUGAAUAGAGAUAUUAAAUGGAUGCAAGUGUUGACAAUAAUAAUACAGAUCCAGUUUUGGACUCCUGUUUUGCACCCCUCCAUCCUCCUGUUAUGCCCCGAUCUGGGGUAUUUUUCCUCUUGUCUCUGACUGAUGAUACACAGGUCAGUCUCUGAAACUGGCUGUGAUGCUUCAGAGCGUGCGUAUCCAAACUGCAGUACAAUCGUUUUAUUAGUUUCCUGUACCAGUGGCCAUAUUUUGUGGAUGACCCACGAAAUGAUUUGUGCAUUUAGAUCUGUGGUCUUCCGGAGUAUCUGAAAGAUUAUGUUUCCCUCUGAGAGCAUGCCGGUCUUCACGGACUCUGAACUAUGUCUCCAACUCCUGGAUCAUCAGUUAAAGACAGUACGGCCCCUUUAAAGAAGCAGCUAACUCGCUCCUCCGUCCUGGCCCCCAGUCUCCGUUUCCCAGCGCCCUUCGCAGUGAGGCGGUGUCUUUACUGGAGGUCAGCGGCCGGAGACCUGACCCGCAGGCCCUGAGUGGGUGGCUACCACUUUACCCAGAAUGCUUUGCAAGGGACGGCUCCUUGAGAGACAAACAGCGUCGGGGCGGGACUUCCGGCGUCGCCUUGGAGGCUGUCGGUUUGGUUGCGCCGAGUUGCGUUCUCCUCCGCAGAGGUGAGCAGAGAAGAGGCGCCGUCCGCGCUGCACAGAGGCGGCUCUGCGGCCCGGCGGCGCCGCCCGCGGGCCCCGCGCCAGGGCCGGGAUCGGAACCGCCUCUCCCGGGUCGCCUCGUCACCGAGUCCGACGGCGGCGGCCGCGCUGAGCGGCCCGGCCCAGGGUCCCCACACUUAAAGACUGGAGGAAUGACACAGAGUCCAAGACGAUCACAAUCCGAAGAACACAAGAGUGAGGGCUGGGGCCAGUGGAGCACUGGAAAACCCUUCACUUACCUGUGUGAGUUCCUUAGGAGCUUCUGCAGUCAUGGGAACCUGAACAAAAAGACAGGCCUUGGAGAAAUAAGUCCGGGCUGGUUUGAAGGGCUCCUGCCUCCCUAUACCAUUCCCUGGCCCUGGGGCCAGGUGACAUCAGGCUGGCUUCGAUUCUAAUACCUAAGUGCUUGAUGUCCGUCACCAGCUGGGUGACCCUGAACAAAGAUUCAGCCUCCCAGUGCCUCAAUGUCCUCAUCACCCCUCCACCCUGUCCUUCUUUUGAACUGCCUUUGAGAAAGUUUUAAUCUCUGACGUAGACCGCGUCUCUCCUUUGUUCGAAGCUCUCUGGUUCCCAGAGUCCUCACAGCAAAAGUACAGCCCUCGGCGGGCUCUUCCAGGAUUAGGCGCCUCCCAGGGCUCCCUGCGGGCGGAAGGCCGCCCCAGGUUCCCGGAUGCCCGAGUCCCCCCGGCUCGGCCCCAGCCCCGGCCUCCGCACGCGCGGGUCCCCCCGCCCGUAACGGGCCCCACGCGCCGUCACGCCGGCGCUCAGGACACCGGCCCCGCCCACGAGCGCCUCUCCGUCCCGGGCCGUGGGCAGGGCCCGGGGACGGGCAGGUACCUGGGCAGGGCCGCUCAGCGCGGCCGCCGCCAUCGGACUCCGUGGGCGCAGCGGGAGAGGAGGCGACCCGGGAGCGGAAGAUACCAUCCCGGCCCGGGCGCGGGGCCCCUGCGCGAUGCCUCAGACCCGCCUCUCUGCUGAGGGGACAGCGCCUCCUUUCGGACCUUCUCGGUCCCGACGGGGCCCUUAUAGAACCUUUGACAGGGAGAACAUGGCCCAACGCAGCCAAGCUGACGCCCAGCGAGUCCGCCCCAGCCCUUGGUGCUCAAACAGAAAGGCCUCCUUGCGGAGCCUUCAUUGGCUCUAUGACGCUGCCUUCAGCACAGGGCGUUCUGGGAAAUGUAGUUCUCAGUCCCAAGCCGUGAUAAGGGGCUUCACCACCUGACUCCAGGAGAAAAGGCGAAGAUUCACCGCGAGAAGCCCUGGCAGGGCCCCCUGUUCAAGCGAAAUUUUGAAAAGGCUCAAGAAAGAGAAGAUAUCAAACACUUUCCUCCCUUUGGUGUACAGACUGCACUUUAAGGUAAGCAAAUUUAAAUUAGGAAAACUUUUUAUAGAGUAUUUCUAGGUAAUAAAUGCGGAAGUCCUGGUAAAAUUUGGUAGAAUACAGACAUGUCUCAACAGCUCAGAAAAUAAUGAAUUCAGCUAAUGAUCAUCAAUCAGUUACUUGAACCGAAUAACAUCAAUGACAGAAGGCACAAUAAAGACCAGUGGGGAUAAAAGAAACGGGUUGAAAAAACUUAACAGGGGGACGCACUGUGCAGUGUUAAUGUCACAAAGAGACAGUCAGACUUCAGAGCAUCUGCUGGUGAUGCCGUCAGAAGUCCCGGCCCCACCUAGAGCGCCCUAGCCAGGGUCAAUCUGGGUUCGAUGGAUGUCUCUGGCUCUGAUUAUACAUUUAUUGGAAGCAAUGGUGAACAUGUUAAGGACAUGAAAGAGAUGCCACUACACUAGAGAACGUGGGAAAUUAUACCAAAUGAUCUUGUCACACCAUCAUACAUAUGACAAAUUAACAAAAGAAUGUAGGAUAAACCUUUGAAAUAAAAGAAAAGAUGCAUUAUAUAAAUAUAAAAUGGGAGUAUAUUGUUUAUGAUUUAAACAUUUGAUUCUGAAAAAUACAUUUUUGAAAAGAUGGGUAAUUGAAUUCUAAGUUACUAGUAUUAUUUUUAGUGUGAAACGCUAUCAUAAUUAUCAUAAGGAAAGAGAACUUGUACUGCUCCAGAAGGCGUUGGGUCCAGGCACAGUGAUGUGAGAAUGACGGCGAUGAGAAAGAGGAGGAAGUGGAGCGCCGUGUCAGGAAAGGGCUGGCGGCAGGGUCAUGCCUGCAGACCUGCUCACUGUCAGGGAGGGAGGGAUGCCGCGCUGCAUCCUCUACUAAACACGUUCACACUCACAGCUACCCUGGGACUUAAAUAUACCAUCUUUUGCCACAAAAGAACCUGGAAGUUCAGAAACUUGCCACGUAGCCUGUGAUGGGCAGAGCUGGACUUCACAGCAGUAGCUCUGGCUCCAGGGCCUGGGACCCCUGAGUGCCACACCAGGGAAAAAGGGCACAGCUCCUGUGUGGGACCAGCUUUCUUUGAAAAGGUAGGCCAUGAGGUGACAAGGAGGUGAUCAGGAGAAUUUAAUGCUCAGGGAAGGGGAAUCCUGUAACGGUAUCAUUUGGUGAUUGCCAUAUUUUUAUGUUUCAUGAACCUCUAAAAACUUAAAAAAAUUAGAAACCCCGACAGUGACUGUAACGGGGUAUGUGGGGGGGACUUGUCAUGGGGGGAGUCUAGUAAACAUAAUGUUCCUCUCGUAAUUGUAGAUUAAUGAUACAAAAAAAAAAUUAGAAACCCCACGCAGUGAUUUGAUCCUGUGAAAAUUAAGGGAAACCUCCCUGACAUGGAGUCAGGAGGCCAGCAGGGGGAGCCCUCGCGCCCCACCACUGGUUAGUACAGACCCGACUGGAACAGGACCUUGCAAGUUCAGGGACUGUAGCUACUACUUCACUACAAAGCAGGAGGAAGGAAGGUUUUCCUCCCAUCCCUUCAACUUCCAAAAACAUCCCAGCCAAUGAGAGCCACCGUACUGGGGACUCCCAGUUUACUUGGCCUUUUUAUUUAUAAUAAUCCCUCCUUUAAAAGAGCAUUCCCAAAUCCCAAAUCGCAACUCCCUGCUAUUCCCGAAUAAACCCGUUUUCACCAGUAAAAUAAAUUGACAGUUUUAUUUUUAAGGUUAACAAUCCAGUAAGGACAUUUCAUGGACACCAACUAUCUACUCUCACAUUUCAUUUUUAAAAAGGGAUUUUAGCAGCAAAGAAAGCAGAGAUUGACGCCUCAUAACAGAGGCACAUCUACAUUGAGUAAAUUGGGAUUUGUGAGGGACUCUGUGGCUGCCUUUUCCUUACUUUGCCCAGGACGGGGAUGAUGUUAGAACUCAGUGAAUGCAGUUUGAACAGUGUCUGCAACAGACCUGACACCUGGUCUGUGCUUAGAGGACCUUAGCUAUAAUCACUAUUAAUUUAUUCUCUUUCAAGUAAACUAUUUUUCUUAUAUAGAUAGUAUUCUAGGAAGUAUAUUUGUAUCUUUCUUUUGGGAAAACCAGUUUGACUUGCCACAAGUGGAAGUUUACCAUGAAAAAUAUAAUGAAAUCAAUAUGAUGCUCUGAAGUCCCAGGCAGCUCAUGGGGCCUGCCCAGGGCUACUCCCUCUAUUGAAAAGGGAAAUUACAGUCAGGGUGGCAUUAGAAAUUCAGUAUGACACCAAGACUUUCUGACACCCAUCAGGAGGGAAAAAGAAAAGUGAUUGGUUUUCUUAGAGUAUCCAGCCAUGCCACCUGAUGUUGGGUCUGUAUGCCCUCUAAAGUCAUCUGAACCCCUGCUGGAAUGUAUCCUAGGCCUUAGGAAACAAAGGAUGGUCAUGCAGCAGCCCCCAGGGACCUCUUCACCAGGAUUAUGUGAUUUAGGAACAUACGUGGGGGCACUUUUUUCUAGGGUGCUAUUGGACUCACCCUGAGAAUAGCGUCACCCAUGGCCCUGCAAAGUAGGUCAUAGACACAACUGACCAAAGCAGGCUGGACCCUCAGCUCCCCUUCUGUGAAAUCUGUAAUAGGCGUCUCAGUUGUGGUGAGAGUGAUGGCCAGCAGAGUCAGGGUAUUUGUUCACAGGGACUAUGCUCCUAGCCAAAGAUCCCUGGUGCACACACAGGGAGAUCAGAAAGAGGAUAUAGGUCUAGAACAUGGGCAGAGCUGCAGGGAGGAAUGGUGGCUUCUUCCAGAUGGCAUCUUCUUGAACUGACAGGCCAGGACAAAGACGACUGAAGGAAGGAAGCUGCAAAUCCCCUGAGUGGAGGAGAGGUGAGCCCUCAUCCAGUAAGACCAGGAGACCAAAGGUGUCCAGCAUCACCUCCUGGGACAGGGUCCUCUGGGUUGGGUCCAGCUGUCUCCAGCCCUCCAGGGUGAAGGUCAGAAACACCCAAAAAAAGUCAAACUGAGGCAUCAGACCUUUGGGUUGUUGGAUGGGAUCAGAGCCUGUCAGUUGCUGGUGAAGGUGCAGAGACCCAGGCCUCAGUCACCGAGGUCUCCUAAGUUGAGCUCUAUGCUGUGGCCUUCAGACAUAAUGCAACUGUGGCUGAGACAAAAGCCACCCAUGGGACAUGAGACACAGUGGCCUGCCUGUGCAGACUGUGGGGACAGAUGGUGAGGAAGUGACCAUGAUGAUAGUCCAACAAUGAUGGCAGCAGCAGGUGAGCCUCGCUGGUCCUCACUGUGCACCUGCCCAGAGAUUAGGGCUUCACAUGCCCUGGUAAAGGGAUUACAUGUCUCCAAGUCUGGACCCAGAUGCCCAGGUUGGAUCCAGCCUCUUGAAUCUGAUACUUGUCUGUUGUGUGACCUUGAAGAACCUACUUCAUCUGACCAUGGGUUUCCCCAGGAAUACGAUGUCAUUCCCACUUCCUCAGGCCAAAUGCUUAUAAAGCAAAUCCUGGAAUCCUGGCACCAGUAGAUGCUGACUGUGUUUUGGUAUGUUUAUUGGUCCUCACAGAGGCCAAGGUAAGUGCCAUCACCUCCAUGUCAGAGAACUGAAGUUCAGGGAUCUCUAGCAAGUCACUCAGAUUCCCAGUGAAGAAACUUGUAGGUAGGUUGGAGAAGCCCCAUACCUUUCUCAGAUGCACCCAGGGAACGAGAAGUGCCUGCUGGGGAAUUUCACAGCAGAGGCCGAAGUAUCUGGGGAGGCCAUGGGAGCAGCCACCUCACAACAAAUGGUGCCUCAGCUCUUGACCUCCUCCAACAGCUCGGGGUCAGAGUCACACCUUAUACCCAUUCUACACGUAAGGAAGCUGAAACCCAGAGAGGGUGGGUCAGUUGCCUUUGAGUUCCAGUGAUACUCUGGGUUCUGGGAUUCAAACCCAGGCUACUUGACCCACAGCUUGGCUGUCCUGUCUCCCUCCCCACUGGACUUUGGGACUCAAAAACAUCCUAUCCAUCCAGAUGCUCUCUGGUCCGAGAGUCCUGCUCCAACCCACCAAACCCCAUGACGACAGACCAGGAAACUGGGACAAGACAACAAAGUGAGGGUUUAUUGUAUUAAUGAAUGGACUUCAGAAAGUAAUGGUGAAUAUGUUAACAGUGCAGAUUAAAAGUAUAUAGUAUAUGUGUCCAUUGUACAUGGCAUAACAUUGGAAAAAAUUGUUCUUCCAAUGUUAAAAACAAUUAUUUAAUAAAGCCGAAAAGUCACAAAAUAAAAUUAUAACAUAUA
Molecule: messenger RNA, 10283 nt
Organism: Manis javanica (Malayan pangolin)
Lineage: Eukaryota; Metazoa; Chordata; Mammalia; Pholidota; Manidae
Gene: C17H19orf18
Product: chromosome 17 C19orf18 homolog
Source: RefSeq, a predicted model, not a curated record